This is a messenger RNA of Manis pentadactyla (Chinese pangolin), 7432 nucleotides long. Its product is annotated as N-acylneuraminate-9-phosphatase-like. NCBI's taxonomy places the organism in Eukaryota, Metazoa, Chordata, Mammalia, Pholidota, Manidae. The coding region runs from base 78 to 824 and encodes 248 amino acids. The record is from RefSeq and is a predicted model, not a curated record. Gene Ontology annotation, molecular function: hydrolase activity. The transcript has 2 exons.
UCACAUCUCGCGGACGCCGCAGGUGCUGUGGGACAGUGCCCCGCGGCCCGCUCCGCGCUCAGGCGGCGUCCGGAGCCAUGGGGCCGAGCCGCGUGCGGGCCGUGUUCCUUGACCUGGACAACACGCUCAUCGACACGGCCGCGGCGGGCAGGACGGGCAUGUUGGAGGUGAUCAAGCUGCUACAGUCUAAAUGCCAUUACAGAGAUGAGGCUGAGAUCAUCUGUCACAAAGUUGAAAUUAAACUCAGAAAGGAACAUUUUCCUUCUCCCCAUACAUGCAUUACUGAGCUCAGGACUUCUCACUGGGAAGAAGCCAUCCAGGAAACAGUGGGUGGGGCAGCCAACAGGAAGUUGGCUGAGGAAUGUUAUUCCCUGUGGAAAUCUACUCGUUUACAGCAUAUGACACUAGCAGAAGACGUCAAAGCCAUGCUCACUGAACUUCGAAAGGAGGUCCACCUGCUCUUACUAACAAAUGGAGACAGACAAACCCAGAGGGAGAAGAUUGAGGCUUGUGCCUGCCAGCCCUAUUUUGAUGCCGUUGUUGUAGGGGGAGAGCAGAAGGCAGAGAAACCGGACCCUUCCAUAUUUUAUUACUGCUGUGAUCUCCUCGGAGUACAGCCUGGAGACUGUGUGAUGGUUGGUGAUACGCUGGAAACCGAUAUACAAGGAGGCCUCAGUGCAGGGCUGAAAGCUACAGUCUGGAUAAACAGAGAUGGGAGAGUGCCACGGAGCUCAUCCCCUGUGCCACAUUAUACAGUUUCUUCUGUGCUAGAGUUACCUUCUCUCCUACAAAGGAUAGACCACAAAGUCGAUAGUUCAGCUUAAAGCUGCCUGACCUUCCUUCAGGGACCCCAGUUUUCCUAUAGUGUAUAAAUGACAAAUAGGUUCCUCCUUUUUAAAUAUGCUGUUGAAGUCAGCAUGUGAUGCUCCUUUCCCAAGACAUUUCCCAGCUUGUAGUCACAGCUAACUCAGCACAUAUGGAAAAUACAUUCAUCUCUGGAUGUUUUUGCUUCAUUACUCUUUGAUAAGCCUUAGUCAUCCACAUGUGCCUGUUUUAACUCAGUCUGAAAAUAUCCGACCCUUUCAGUACAUUCCACUUUCUUUUUCUUUUAAUAAGAAUCUAUUAUUUUGGAAUAAUUUCGGGUUUAUACUAUAGUUGCAAAGAUAGUACAGAGAGUUCUAUAUACCUGUCACCAGUUUUCCUUAAUGUUAAGAUCUCACCUAACCAUGGUACAAUGACCAGAAUCAAGAAAUUAACUACUAGUGAUAUGACUGUUAGCUAAACUUCAGGCUUCGUUUGGAUUUUGUCAGUGUUUCCACUAAUAAUAUUUUUCUCUUCCAAGAUUCCAUCUGGAUCCCAAUUAGCACUUAGCCAUCAUGUCUCUUGUGUCUCUUUUGGUCUGUGAAAGUUUCUCAGAUAUUCCUUCUUUUCUUGACCUUGAUCCCAUACAGAGCCCUGGUCAGACAUUUCACAGACUGUCCCUCGAUUAGUUUGAUGUAACUGACAUCCCCUGAAUGUUAUUGGUGAUGUUACUCUUGAUCGUUUGGGUGACUGGUGAAGUUAAACUUGACCGUUUGGUUCAGGUGGUCUCUGCCAGGUUUCACCACUGCACAAUUUCAAUUUUAUCUUUCCAUAGUCUGUUCUUUCUAAAGAAGUUUCUAAGUCCCAGCUGCACUCAAGCAAGGCAAGAUUAAAUUCUAUCUUCUGGAAAGUAUAUGUCUGUAUUACCUAGAAUUCCUUGUAAGGAAGAUUAUGCCCAUGUAUUUACUUAAUUGUCUUUUAUUUGUAAUACUGUGGACUUGUGUAUAUUCAUUUUCUGAUCUCAGUUCUCACCCAGUGCUAUGUUAUUUAUUUCAUUGCUCAAACAUUCCCAGCUUUGGCCACUGGGAGCUCUUCCACACCGGCUUCUGCAUCCCCUGGACGUGCCCUCAUCCUUUUGCUCUGGAGCACUUUCUCCUUAGCUUCUGGCACCAAAGGUGUUCUAGGCCCAGGUUAUGCUUUCCCUUCCCCAGCCCUAGGAUCGGUCAUUUUUAAGGAGACCUAGUUCCUUUCAUUGGAGUAUGGCACUUAGGAGCCAAGGUCCGGGUGAGAGUGUGCUCAUUGCCACUGGGGUUGUCACUGAGCACACAGCGUCAGGAAAUACGUGCAUGUUAACCCACGGAUACACACAUAGUUACAAAUUAUUGUAGGAAAGGCAUCCCCCGAGCCCCCAGUUUCCUUACUGUUCUAUGAGGACAGCUGUCUGUUGCUUAACCCCAAAUAUGUUUGGCUUUGUAAGGAGCCAGAUAUAUCUUGGCUUGAGAAGCCUAAAAGCAGCGUGUUGUACCCAUGAGAAAGGAAGUGGAUAAGGGCCUUGAAGGCCAAGCACCUGGCCAUGAAGGCCACACCUUGCGCAUCUUCAAUACUUCUAUAACCAUGAAUUAGCACUGUAGCAGUUUGAGAGGUACAGCUUUGUGCAGAAUAAAGUGACCUCUUUUGACAACUCCCACUGCCUUUGCUUUGUGUUGUCCCCAGGACCCUGGCACUUGGCAUUGUGAGGAUGAGGUAGGUGGUCAUGAGAACAAUGGUUCUUGAGCUUCCCUGGACAUGAUCAGGUGGAGGAGAUGUGGCCCCCCCAGCCUAUAUUUGGUACCUGGUGGCAACAUGCUUGACUGCUUAGGCAGCACCGGAGGAUUGGGAGUCCAUACACAGGACCUCAGAGGCUAUACAGAUGGCACUGGAAAUGCUAGGGACUCCAGUCCCUCUGGCCCACCAGGAAUUGGCUGGGCAAGUGGUGUGGAUGUUCCUGAUGGUCACCUGCCAUGCCGCUCGCAAAACUGCGGAGUUGCAGUAGUGAGUGCAGUCUCCACUAGGAGGAGGACUUAUGGCAACGGGUGGCUGAAAGCCCCUAGUGCUGUGCAGCAACACGUGGAGAUGCAGGACCCUGUAGCCGCAGGGUGGCAGCUGGGUGGCCCCCUGAUAGCUACGCGACAAGCGGCGUGCAGGGCCAUGGAAUUGCAGAAUUUGGCCAAGCAGUGUAAGCAACAUUUGGGUGAAUCUGUGCCUGCCUGGCUGUUGUGACUGUGAGAUGAGGGCGCUGAGGACACAAAGCAGUGUUGAUGUUAGCUCGCUUGGGAGAUGGAUGAGUAGCGCGACUUCAAGAGACCGAAGUAAGAACUACUGCGGUGAAGCGCGGCAAGGAAAAAGUAGCCAUGGUGAAAACAGCGCCAGAGGUAGGCCACAGUAGGACUGCUGAAAGUGAGUCGCUGCCAGGCAUGGACUCACUUUUUAGCUGCUAGUUUGACUCACGAAAAGCUUAAUGGACAGCCUUUAGGGGUGUUGUUGGGACUGUGGAAGCAGUUACGUCCAGACCACCGCUGUCGCCCACUGCCCCCAAAGCGAGUGCAGGCGAGUGCUAUGGCGGACCAGGAACUCGUCCCUUGUGCACUGACUUCCUCCCUGACCUAGGGGUGGGGCAGAGGUACCUGGCAUAUUGAGACAUUGGACACCGGAGGCCAUUUGUUAAACUCACCAUUCACUGGUCCCCAGAGAAUGUACAGUGGAUGUUGGUGCUGGUGGAUACAGAUGGUUGUUGGAAGAAGCAUACAUCACCCACCCAGCACACAGCCCUUUUAGUUCACCUGUGGCACCUGGAGAAUGACAGUGGACUAUCAGGAACUAAACAAAGUGACUCCCCUGCUGCAUGCUGCAGUACCGAACAUCACUGACCUGAUGGAUGAACUGACCGUGACUUUGGGGACUUAACACUUUGUGUUAGAUUUAGCUAAUACCUUCUUUUCCACUGACAUUGUCCCGGAAAGCCAGGGUCAGUUUGCCGUCACGUGGGAAGGCCGGCAGUGGACAGUCACUGUCCUCCCACAAGGACACAUGCUCAGCCCUACUUUGUGUCACGGCUUGGUGGCUAGUGGCCUGACCACCUGGUCCCCUCCACCCUCGUUUCAAGUGUUCCAUUAUAUAGAUGAUAUAGUGUUGACCUCUGACUCUCUUCCAGAUCUGGAAGCUGUCGCUCACAGAUAGGCUGCAGUGAAGACAAGGUGCAGGGACCUGGUUAUUCUGUCGAGUCCUUGGGUGUUGUCUGUCAGGUAAGACAAAGGUGUUACCCGAAGCAGUGGCUCAGGCCCAGACACUGCAAGUCACUGACGCCUCCAUACCGUUCCUGCUGACAGUGUCUUCCAGCACGGAUGGGUAUGGGUGGGGAUUAUGGCAGAAGCAUGGGGCCCACAAAGUCCCAGUAGGAUUUUGGUCUCAGUUGUAAAAGGGAGCUGAGACUUGCUAUUCACUGUUGGAAGGACAGCUGGCAGCAGUGUAUGCUGCCUUCCUGGUUACUGAAGGAAUCGGAAGUGCAAGCAGUACAGGUGGUUACUGCCCUACCGAAUGAGGGGUGAGUGCGAGCCUGGGCCACAGCUCCCUGGACUGGGGCUGCCUAGACACCCACCCUGACCAAGUGGGGAGCCUAUUUAGAACAACAGGCUAGAUUGUCCAAAAAUCCUCUCACAGGAAUUGCAGCAAGUCCUGGGACUGUUAACCUUUGUGGUUGAACCCGCACCCACCUUACUGGGCAUGGAAGCGCCAAUGGUAAGCCCCUAUGAGGAGGGGACAGGGAUGCCACCAGUGGAGGCCUGGUACACAGAUGGAUCCACAAAGGGCCACCCACCAACAUGGGUGCCCGUCGCCAUUCAGCCCUUACAGGAAGAGUCCUGGUAUGAGCCUGGAGUAGGGCAAUCCAGUCAGUGGGAUGAACUAUAGGUGGUGUGGCUUGUUUGACUAGGGGAUCAGGUCAGAUAACCAUAUGUACUGGUAGUUGGGCCAUGUUUCGGGGCUUUACUGGUUGCCUUAGUGGGCAGAGCAGGCCUGGGCAAUUGGCCAUCACCCACUGUGGGGACAAACAAUGUGGAAGAACCUGUGGACCCGUGGGUUAAAGGAAGGGGCCCUGAUAUAUCAUGUGUCAGGAUAUCACCCAGAACUAAGCCCUGGGAAUGAUGUGGCUGAUGCCUUGGCCAGGGCUCGUACACUCCAGGAACUGCCCCUUAUGGAAAUGGGGCAAUGGCUGCAUAAGAAACUAGGGUGUGUAGGCCCAAGAACCAUGUGUAAAGUUGCCCAGAGGUGGCACAUUCCGCUGAUGUUUGCUAGCGCAAAACAAGUAGUGCUAGCAUGUGUUCACUGUGCUCACUUUUACCGGCAUCGUCAUCGGCUGCCCAUGUUUCAGAGGGAUUGAAACAGUUAAGAUGGAUGCAGUGGGUGAAGCACUUGCCUGUAGCAGUACGCUUGCUGAAUGAGCAGCCAAGGAGAACGGGGGAAAGCCCCAUAGGGAGGUUGGUGGUGGCUCGCCCAUAUGUCUUGAAAUGUUUGAAACAAGACACCAAUGGGUUGGAGCCACAGUUGCUGGAAGAAAUAUUGCUCCUUCCUGCCCCACGUACACUGUUCUGGCCAUACAGAGGAGUGGACAUGGCCGCAGACCUUCAUGUUUGAAGAACAUCCAUGGAUUGCCUUGUAUGAGAUAUGGAGAGGGGCUGACCCAUGGGUUACAAGUGGAUAGGAAAAGCUGACUGCUUCCUUUCUGGAGAGGGCAGUAUCCAUACUGGCAGGGACUUUGGUCGUGCAAGUGAGGCCAGUACCGCGAUUUCUGUUGAAGGCUGAGCCUGAUGCUCUGUCAGUGUCUUCAGAUGCCCUGGUCUGGUAUCACAGACCAGGGAAACCACCCCAGCAGCCACUGUUUUGUCACAAGAUGACAAGGUCACUUGUAUCCUCCCAGAGAACUGGGUCUUGCCAUUGAUGGUGUCUGUCUGCCCUGUCUUUCCACCCAGGUUGACAGAGAGCAAUAGUAUGGUGGCAUGGGCCCAUACUUUUGCCUAGGUACAUAAUGUCUCCCACUGCUGGGCAUAUAUAGAACUGCCAGACUGCUGUGGAAAAUCGCUCCCACCAACCUGUCUGCGUGGGGACGCCUUCGAGCAUGGGAUUGUAGUGAUGCCAAAGGUGAAGCAAAAUGCACGCAACCAAGCAGUUGAUCCAACAAUCAGCACACGCUCCGCCUGGGGAGGCUACCGUGUAUAGUGGGUGGCAAUGAAUGUCUAGUAUACAUGUAGCCUUGCAAACUAUAGCUCCACUGUGCAUUGAACAGCAGGUUUCCAUACCCAAUCGCAUGGUUGGCUGGUUACCCAGAGACCUGUGUGCCAACGUCAGUGUUAAUCGCACCCUGUCGGCCUCCUCCCUGUCUCUGACCCACAGAUUAAGGAGGCGACACAAUGAGAUAUAGAAGACCUGAACGGACCAGCCAGGGAACUCAAGGCGUAACAGCUCAAGAGUAAUGCUGAGAAGGCACUCCUCAUAUUUAUUGAGUAAAUGAAUAUCUGAAGAAUUCUGAGUAGGGGGUUCAGCACAUGAUCAUCAUCUAUCUUUGAGCCCCGCCCAAGGGCGGGACACUCCUCAAGGACACCGAAACCAUGUGAGGGCGGUCACGAGCUGUAGGAACUUCUUAUGGCUUUAAUCACCCUGUCCUUGACCAAACAUCAGAGGUAGUAGGAGAGACAGUCAAGUCCCAAAUCUUCAUAUAUCUGAUUUCUAUAUUACUUGAUUUAUAUAUUAAGCCCAUUAAUCCCACAGCACCCCUAAGUGUGUACGCACGGUGUCAACUGUACCCCUGCUGGGAGAAAACAUUUGGAUAUGUGGGGAAUAUGGCUGGUCCUAUCUCCCUGCAAAUUGGACAGGCCAUUGUACGUGGGGCCGCCCAUACAUAUCAGGACACAUACUGCAAACCUUGCUGUGGCCCACACAUAAUUGGGAUGCUGUAUAUUCCUGUUGGCAUCACCCAAAUGGACAGCAUGGCGGUUUUACCCCGUGGCUAUCUUCCUUCCAGGAGUCGGCAUUAUAGAUGUAGAAUUACAAAUAGAAGCCCUCGUACAGCAUGUUGCUCGUGCCUUGAAUGUACCAAGGUCCUCACCAGCCCUAUUGCAAGAUGAAGUCACCCAGAUGCAGAAGGUGACUUUACAAAACAGAAUGGCUCUGGAUAUACUCACCGCCGCACAAGGGGGCACCUGUGCUUUACUACACGCUGACUGCUGUGUUUAUAUCCCAGACCACCGGCAGCAAAUACAAGCUGCACUCCAGGAAGUGGGUGAUGAAGUGUCUCAGACACAAGCCUUAUCCCAAGACCCCCUGUCUACUUGGUGGUCACAGCUUGAUUCCACCUGGGGAUGGUUCCAAGCCAUAGUGGCCACCAGGGCAUAUGGCCUCCUUGUCUGUUACUGUUCUUGAUAUUGUUUCUGUGGGCCCUGGGCACAGGGCUCUGCUUUGUGUGCAAGAAAAAAGCAGAUGGCUGCUGUCCUAUAGAAAUGGGUUGGGUGUAGAGAAGGUUCCCCCCUUUCCCCUACUGUUCUAUGAGGACAGCUGCCCGCUGCUUCACCCCAGAUAUGUCUGGCCUUGAGAAAUCUAAAAA